Neltuma alba is the source of this 2202-nucleotide messenger RNA. RefSeq names its product GPI transamidase component PIG-S. The record is from RefSeq and is a predicted model, not a curated record. Gene Ontology annotation, biological process: attachment of GPI anchor to protein. Lineage: Eukaryota; Viridiplantae; Streptophyta; Magnoliopsida; Fabales; Fabaceae. The transcript has 13 exons. The coding region runs from base 81 to 1931 and encodes 616 amino acids. Gene Ontology annotation, cellular component: GPI-anchor transamidase complex.
CGAUACAAAACUGAAAGGUGAACAGUAGAAACGAAGCCAAUUAAAGUUACAGAAAACUUCGGUUGCUUGCCGCUAUUGCAAUGGCGGAGAUCUCUGAAUCUCCGUUACAAACUUCCGAAGAGAAGAGCCCAGUGACUCAGAUGUCGGAGCCACACGAAUCCGAUCCCGACUUUGAUCCUAAGACCAUGCGAAAGGCCAAACCUGGGUUGAAGCGCCUCAUCCUCAGUCUCUCUGUCCUCUUCUCCUUCAUCCUCGGAUUCCCUAUUCUGUGGAAAUCCAUUGAAAUCUAUCGCGCCCCACUUCCAUUCCGAAGUAUUGAGUCUUUUUCAGCUCAGAUUGAGUCCAACCCGUUACUUUUUCCAUGCCAAUUCCAGGCAAUAUUUGUUGGCUUUGAUUCUAAGAGCUUUGGAGCAGAUGAGCUUGAAUCAGCGAUUGAGAAGAGAAUGCUUGAGUUGAGCUCCAAAUCUUCGCAAUGUGGCACUUGUAAUGAUAACUAUACUGUAUCCGUGGUUGUGGAUUCCCGGUCCCAUUGCGUGGAGACAAAGAAUAUGAAACCAUCAUGCUCUUGGAAGUGUGGUCCAAUCAAUAAAUUUGAUUCUAUUGGGAAGUUGAAGGAUAAUGACGAAGAGGCUGACGAAUUGCUGCAGUCUAUGCUAGGGUCUUGUUAUGAUUCUGGGUAUGGAGGCAAGGUUUAUAGUGUUGUUGUGGUGAACGGUGAUGAGGAAGUGAGAGCUGUGGUUGGGAAGUAUCGUCAUGCAUGGAUAACUGGAACCAUUUCUGAGGAGGAGGCAGUGUCAAGGAUAGCUGAAAUCUUUGUUAAGGUGUUUGUUAACGGUGGGAAAGAAGAAGGUUCGAUUCAAGGAGAGUUCAUGCCUGUGGGUGCUGAUGGGAAGAUUGUUCUAUCUUUUAGUUUGCUCAAUGCAGACCCACGAGAUUGGGUGUAUGAUUGGAAUUUUCAUGAGGUAGGCGAGGUUCUAGUGCACCCUGUGAUUGAGGCUUUGCAACCUAUUGCUAAUGUAACAGUUGAAAGCCAGGUUUUAUACUACACACCGAAGUCUUCAUUAUCUUUCUGGGAUGAUAGGCAUGGCAGUCAUAUAUUUAGUACCAAGGACCUUCCUUUCUUUGUUAAUUCAAAUGAGUGGCACUUGGAUACUUCUGCUGCUGCUGGCGGGAGGUCAAAGAUAUUGCAAUUUGUGGUGUAUAUACCUUCUGCAAAGGAGUGCCCUCUUCAAUUGAUACUUCCAAAUGGAGAGAGAUCUGAGACAAAUGGUUUUAUAUCACCGAUGUGGGGAGGUGUUGUCGUCUGGAAUCCUAAGAGCUGUGUAAAGAACUCAGAUACUAAAGAUAUAGUCAGGAAUAUGAUUUCUCCACAGGAUCUCCAGAAGGUUUUUGAAGUUGUUUUGGGGCAGCUCCGGCAACUUUUUGGUCUUAAGUCCACUAACCUCUACGUUGGUCUAUCAGGAACAUCCAUCCUCCUUGGGAGUGAAAGAGGUUUCACAGAAUGGGAGUUGGAUGUUUUAUCCCGGCACCAUACAUGCUUUAAUCUUCAAACUUGUGCUACGACGCUUGGAUCUCUUUCUAGAUUGGUACAAUCGUUGCCUAGGAUGAUUAUCAAGGAUGAAAUUGGAAAACAGGUGAAGUUUUCUCUAGAGGCUGCAAAAUUGGCUCAAAGUAAUGCAUCUGUUGGCAUAUACGAUGCUUCAGCAGUAUCCUCAAGGCAAUCAAGGUCUUUGGCAGAGGAUGCCUUUUUUCACCCUUCAAUUAUGUCAAUCAGCUAUUAUUCAUUUGAGCAUUGUUUUGCCGUCUAUUCGCCAUUCUUUCUUCCAGUUUUAAUGCAUGUAAUAUUGGCUGCUUUAAGAGAAUGGAAAAGGUACAAGCAAGAAAAUUGGAAGUACUUGGCAUGGAAGACCAAAGCAAAAAUUACAUCUUGAUCCCCUUGGCCCUGGAGGGUUUGUGUGAAGGUUCCCCUGUAGAGUGAGAUCUAGAUGAUGGGUGAAGCAUUCUAACACAUGUAAAAUGCUUCCCCUCCUUAAGUUUUGCUUAAUUGUUGUGUUUAUAUAGAAAUUAGAAGCUUUCACCAAACAUUUUAGAACCUGGCAAUAUUUUCUGAUGACAGUUGACGGUUGAAACGGCAAAUUUGUUUUGACACAUUACCGAAGGGGUCUCAUGAUAAUUUAUAUACAGGAGGAAGAGAUACUGAGA